This is a messenger RNA of Penicillium cataractarum, 1632 nucleotides long. Its product is annotated as alpha-amylase. The coding region runs from base 1 to 1632 and encodes 543 amino acids. The transcript has 6 exons. Gene Ontology annotation, biological process: carbohydrate metabolic process. NCBI's taxonomy places the organism in Eukaryota, Fungi, Ascomycota, Eurotiomycetes, Eurotiales, Aspergillaceae. Gene Ontology annotation, molecular function: calcium ion binding; hydrolase activity, hydrolyzing O-glycosyl compounds. The record is from RefSeq and is a predicted model, not a curated record.
AUGGCAUGGAAAUUAACCAAUCCCGAGUCAGAAACAGACGAUCCAGAAAAGUCCCUGGGAUGGGAUACUCCGCAGAACACCUUGAUGAUGCAGGGCUUUGAAUGGCACGUGCCAGCUGACCAGAAGCAUUGGCACCGUCUUAGAAUGGCUCUACCGAGUCUUCGGGAUGCCGGGGUGGACAAUAUUUGGAUUCCCCCGGGUUGCAAGGGAAUGGACCCGAACGGUACAGGGUAUGAUGUUUAUGACUUAUACGAUCUCGGGGAAUUCGAUCAGAAGGGUUCCAUAUCAACUCGAUGGGGACCGAAGGAGGAACUACAGGCUCUAAUAUCAGCGGCGAGUGAUAUUGGUAUAGGAAUCUAUUGGGACACUGUCUUGAACCACAAAGCUGGUGCAGAUUUUGCAGAGAAGUUCUCAGCUGUGAAGGUGAACCCUGAAGAUCGAAAUGUCAUUGUAUCAAAGCCCGAGAAGAUUUCUGGUUGGGUAGGAUUCGACUUCCCCGGCCGUAAAGGAAAAUACAGUACGAUGAAGUACCACCAUCAACACUUCAAUGGCGUGGAUUGGGAUGAAUCAAGAAAGCAACAUGCAAUAUACAAAAUUGCCAACUCACGCAAAUACUGGGCACAAGAUGUCAGUGAUGAGCAUGGCAACUACGACUUUUUGAUGUUCGCCAACCUCGACCACACAAACCCGGAAGUACGAGCUGAUAUCUUCAAAUGGGCGGAAUGGAUUGGAACCGAGUUACCAAUUAGUGGAAUGCGGAUUGACGCGGCUAAACAUUACUCGGCUGCAUUUCAAAAGGAAUUGGUUGAUCAUCUCCGGAACACAGUCGGCGCUGAUUAUUUUCUAGUGGGCGAAUAUUGGAGAGGAGAUGUGAGACAUUUGCUUAACUACCUCAAAGUGAUGGAGUACGGGGUUUCUCUGUUCGACGUACCACUCCUCGGCCGGUUUGCAGUAACCUCGCAGACUGAACGAAGUGACCUUCGCAAGAUAUUUCGGGGCACGUUGGUGGAACAGAGCCCAGCGCAUGCAGUACUGUUGGAAUUCUAUAACACAUUGAGUCAUGCUUACACUCAAAAGCAACCUGGCCAGUCACUCGAGGCAAGUCUCAGAGAUAUACUCACAAUAAUAACCCCAUUCUUCAAGCCGAUUGCCUAUGCAUUGAUACUUCUCCGUGGCCAAGGGCAGCCAUGCAUUUUUUAUGGCGACCUUUACGGAAUCAGAGGUGGCGUCGGUUAUCUCUCUUUGCCAUCCUGCAAGGGAAAGGUCCCUAUAUUGAUGCGUGCCCGUAAGCUAUACGCCUACGGAGAUCAACGAGACUAUUUUGAUAAGAAAAAUUGCAUUGGUUUUGUGCGCUACGGAAAUAAUUAUUUCCCAGAUGGUCUUGCAUGUGUUAUUAGCAACAUGGGAGCCACAUAUAAGCGCAUGUACGUGGGGAUUAGCCACUCAGGAGAGGAAUGGACUGAUAUACUCGAGUGGUGCAUCGGGACUGUGUUUAUUGACACUCGUGGAUAUGGGGUCUUCCCGGUAUCUGCAAAAAGUGUUAGCGUGUGGGUCAAUAACAAGGCUAAUGGAAGGAGGAAGCUUUCCCAGCUGUUGUACUACCUUGAAAUCAAGCCUUCGUUUGAGGUUUGA